GUGCCUGGUUGCUGAUCUCUACACAUCCCUGCAGCCGCGGACGGUCCCCGGCUAUUGGACACGGAGCAGAGACAUCCACAUAUUAAGAUGUUGUUCUUCUAACAGAGGUCGCCACGCCAGCAGAUAAGUGGGGAUGACAGGUUGAUGUUCCCUGAACAAAGAUGGCCGGGGCAGCCUCGUGACGGGUCACGUGGUAAAAACAAAAAGCCUGCUCUAACGGCUCUGCAGCCAUGUCGUCACUGCACGCUGAUUGGCUUUUUCUUUAAAGGUCCAGACGCUGAUUGGUGGGUUCUCCCUGCCGGCAGAUUUAAACUGUUCCCCGUGUAGUGUGUGUGUGAUCGUCGCCGCCGGUGCUUCUGCCUGAUCCGUGGAUGUCUGCUAUCGGGAUCGCAGGUGAGAGGACGGACCCGACCCACACUGCCACCCGCAGGGACCUGCCGCAGUAAGUAGGGUUUUAUCCAGGAAGAUGAAUCUGGCUGAUCACUUGUCCGCAGAGAUCCAGAGCAGUGUCACAAUAGAAUAUCUCAACGCAUCUGGGCAGGCAUUGAAGCGCAAAGUUAUACGUAAUGCAUUCACCACACUUGGGCGCAAUGAGUUCCGGGAGUUGGUGUUGAGGGUGAACGAUGGGAAACUGUCUCAGAACUUUACUCUGAAGCAGAUAAAACUCUUCAACCGCUUCAUGCAGGAUGGAAAGAGCACAAUUGUUCUUCAACCAGACAAUGUCCAGCUGCUGAUCUCCAACUGCCCCUCGGACAAGCUAAAGCACUUCAUGAAGACUCUGAUGAUUAAGCAUGAAGCUUCAAAGAGUGAAAAACCAGUUAAUGAGCGGAUGCGGCUGUUGUUGGGUCUCCCCCGGGUGUUUGAGACCAUCAGCCCAGUCCAAAAGAAAGAUGUGGUGCAGGCAAACGAGAUGCGUGCCAAAUGUAACACAGAGACCCCUGUCAAGAGGAAAGGGCUUGGUCAUAGCGGACCUAACGCAGCAAACAGAUGUCCGCAGAAACGGGCAAGAACAGAAUCUUCAGAGAACAGUCUAAUUUCAGAUCUUCGUCCCAGCAAGAAGCCAACUCUGACCAUGCCCCGGCAAAUGCAGCUCUCCACCGAACAGGCCAUGGUUCUCCGCACCGUCCUCAGCGGAAAGAACGUGUUCUUCACAGGGAGUGCAGGCACAGGGAAGUCCUAUCUGCUGAAGAGGAUUGUUGGCGCUCUGCCACCAAAAAGCACUUAUGCCACAGCGAGUACUGGGGUGGCCGCCUGUCACAUCGGUGGCACCACGUUGCACGCAUUUGCAGGUAUCGGUUCGGGGAAGGCACCAUUGGAGCAGUGCAUUGAAAUGGCCAAGAGGCCCGGGGUGCGUCAGCACUGGGUAAGCUGCCGACACCUAAUCAUUGAUGAGAUCUCCAUGGUGGAAGGUGAACUCUUCGACAAGUUGGAGGCUGUUGCCAGGGCAGUGCGUGGUCGGGAUGAGCCCUUCGGGGGGAUCCAGCUUAUUGUCAGCGGAGACUUCCUCCAGCUCCCACCGGUUACUCAGGCUUCAAGUCAGACAAAGUUCUGCUUCCAGGCGAGAAGCUGGAGGAAAUGUAUCCAUCUCAACAUGGAGUUAAUGGAAGUGAGAAGACAGACGGAUAAGAAGUUCAUUUCCCUGUUACAAGCCAUUCGCCUGGGCAGAUGCACUGAAGAGGUCACCAAACAGCUACUUCUGACCGGCAACCACAAAAUUGAGCAAGAUGGGAUCCUGGCGACCCGGCUGUGCACUCACAAGGAUGACGUAGACCUGACCAACGAGCGAAGGUUACAACAACUACCAGGAGACUGUCAGACGUACGAUGCCCUGGACAGUGAUCCCAUGCUGGUGAAGACCAUGAACACGCAGUGUCCGGUUGGGCAGCAGAUUCAGCUUAAGAAAGGUGCUCAGGUUAUUCUGGCCAAGAAUCUGGAUGUAGCUCGUGGUUUGGUCAAUGGAGCGAGAGGAGUCGUCAUUGGGUUCGAGGGAACAGAGAAAGCUUUGCCCAAAGUGCGUUUUCUAUGUGGGGUCACAGAGGUCAUGAAGAUGGAACGUUGGGUCAUUAAAGGUCACGGCGGAAUCUAUCUGAGCCGGCAGCAGCUGCCGCUCAAGCUGGCGUGGGCCAUUUCCAUACACAAGAGCCAGGGGAUGACCUUGGACUGUGUGGAGAUUUCUUUAUCGCGUGUGUUUGAAAGUGGACAGGCCUAUGUCGCACUCUCCAGAGCUCGCAGUCUGGAAGGCCUCCGAGUGAUGGAUUUUGAUCCUAAAGCAGUAAACGCCAAUCCCUAUGUCCUCCAAUUCUACGCCCGGCUCAGGAAAGAGAGAGCUCUGCAGCAGACCUGUCUUGACCCUUUUCUGGAGGACAAGGAGAAUUGAUGUCCAGAUGCUGUAUGUCGCUUUAGCUGUUUACUAUGUAAAUAUUAGUGUACAGAACAAAUUUUGCACUUUUUUAAUAAAGCUUUUUAAGAACUA
Pseudophryne corroboree (corroboree frog) is the source of this 2473-nucleotide messenger RNA. It is a transcript of the gene PIF1, whose product is annotated as PIF1 5'-to-3' DNA helicase. The transcript is spliced from 13 exons. The coding region runs from base 467 to 2377 and encodes 636 amino acids. The record is from RefSeq and is a predicted model, not a curated record. Gene Ontology annotation, molecular function: ATP hydrolysis activity; DNA helicase activity. NCBI's taxonomy places the organism in Eukaryota, Metazoa, Chordata, Amphibia, Anura, Myobatrachidae. Gene Ontology annotation, biological process: DNA repair; telomere maintenance.